UUAUAGAAUAACGUAAACUCAACUGUUGAACCAGCCAGCAAAAUGUCUCUCGUCCGUUGACGCUAUAUUACUUAUAUUGAGGGUGGUUCACUUAAAUAACCAACACUUCGUAAUCUACUCGAAACGUUUGUAAUAAAAUGUGGUAGUAUCUGUAAAAACUAUAUUUAUUUCCGCUUCGGUUGCAAUUAUUUUACUAUAGCACUCGCGUUAUUAACUGGCUUGGUAUUUUGUAUUGUUUACGGAAAUAAAUCGGGACAAUGGCAUUCAGAAUUCAUGAAGACCAAGAAAAUGCUUCUUUAGGCCUUAGGAAAACAGACGCUGAUGUAUUUUCAGCUACUAACCAGCGGCGUGCUUUAGGCAACAUUAACCACUUCGCCUGCAAUCAGAACCGGAAUACAAAGCUUCCGGGGUUGACGAAUGGACCUUGUAAAGUUCAAGAUGAAAACAGGAUGGUGCGUCAGAUCAAAAAUGAGAAGAAUAUUGUCCUUCCAGUGGCACAGUUUCGUGCAUUUAGUGUAUACGAAGACAAACCAAAUGAAGUGGAGGUAAAGAAACGUGAACCAACCUUCAAGCCUUUUGUUGCUAAAGAAGUAAAGAAAGAGAACUUUUUUGUGAACACUGUAGAGAAUGCCAAGCUCAUAUCUACUCAGGCAGAGAAGCAACCAGAGCCUGCCAAAGAAUCACAUCCUCCAAGACUUCCAUUACAAGAAAAGAAAGAUGUGGUGGUGUCACCUAUGUCAGUUAUUGAUACAAGUGUGCUCUCUAUGUCCAUCUCUAAAAAUGAGAGCCAGUUCCUCAAUGACACAUUUGAUGAUGAUGAUACUACCACUGCACAGACUGAUAGAGAAAUGUUCUUCCAUGUUGUGGAGUAUCGACAAGAUAUUUAUGAAUACAUGAGGGAGAUUGAGGUAAAAUACAGAGCCAAUCCUCGCUACAUGCGCAAACAACCAGAUAUCACACACAUGAUGCGUUCGAUCCUCAUUGAUUGGCUAGUUGAGGUUUGCGAUGAGUACAAUCAACAAAGUGAGACGCUGCACCUUGCUGUUUCAUAUGUUGACCGGUUCCUGUCAUAUAUGAGUGUUGUUCGUACUAAAUUGCAACUAGUCGGAACUGCUGCUACUUACAUAGCUGCUAAAUAUGAAGAAGUAUAUCCACCGGAGGUCUCAGAAUUUGUAUACAUCACAGAUGAUACAUAUACAAAGCGUGAGGUUUUGAGAAUGGAACAUCUGAUUCUGAAAGUAUUGUCAUUUGACCUAUCAACACCAACCUCACUUGCAUUCCUGUCACAUUACUGUAUAUCUAAUGGACUAUCAAAGAAAACUUUCCAUUUGGCAGCUUACCUGAGUGAACUGUGCUUGUUGGAGGCAGAUCCGUACCUCCAGUUCAAGCCAUCUAUCAUAGCAGCGAGCGCACUAGCCACCGCGCGCCACUGUUUACUGUGUGAAGUGUGCACCUCAGAUGAAACUGACUCACGGCCUGCUAACAAUCAUACUCAGAUCAUUACCAAAGUGGUGGGUAGCGGCGCUGUGGAGGCGGAAGGGCGCGUGCGCGCGGCUUGCAUGGCGACGGCGUGGCCGCUGGCGCUGGCGGCGUGCUCGGGCUACUCGCGCGCCGACCUGGAGCCCUGCAUGCGCGAGCUGGCGCGCACGCACGCGCACGUCGCGCUGCAGCCCUACCAGGCCAUACCCGACAAGUACAAGAGCAACAAAUUCGACAGUGUGUCUACAAUUGAGCCGCGACCCAUGUUCCCGGUGUCGAAGUACCAGCCGCCUGCCAAUCACGCUGCACGGACUGCCUCAGACACCACACGCACUAGCUAGUAUUCUACAAUAUAGAAUGAUCCAACUAAUAUUGAACCUCCGCCGCAUUAUACAAUUAAUAAGUAAAUCAAAAAGAAAUACACAAAUUUCCCACGUGAUGGGAAGUGGCUCCCGUAGCGUAUGAACAUUUGCAACACGAGGGUGGUUUAUUAGUUCGUUGCGGGCUUUCUAAACUAGUCACUUUUUUGACGAGCCCAUAUGCACAGUGGCAGAAGAGCGCUGGGGAAAACUUGAGAUGGGUCCGUUGAGGUAGGAAGUGGUUUGCAAACAAGCAAGCAAUAUACAAGUAUUAAAUCUUCGAAUUUUAAAGACUGGAUGUCUAUGUAGUAAAAGUUAUAGGCUAUUUCCGAUUUAGAUAUCGCAGGGUCCAAUUUUUCUGUGAAUGGAAUUGAUAUAAUGCGGAAUUUAAAGGAGUUAAAUAAAUCAGCAGAAGAGGUAUUAUUUUUAUAUGAGUGUUUACCGCAGUUAGAUGCAUGUCGCGUCUGUUUCAUAUCUUUUGCUUUUAAUAAACUUUUGGAGGUAAAACCUUUAAAAAACAUGUUCAGUCAUAUGCACAUCCUAGUUGCUUUACAAUUCCUACAUAUUUAAAAUUUAAUUAUGAAUAAAUUCAAAAACAACUAAUAUAUAGUAUUGUUAAUAUUAUAAAUAAUUCGCAUUUAUUAUAAUCUCCAAAUAUAAAUAAUUCAAUUAAGUACAAUGAAUUAUCUUGUAGGUUUUGUAAAGGUAAAGUAUUGUGUGAGUUGUUAUAUUAGUUUUUAAACGUUUCCAAUGGAAAUAAAAAUCUUCGACUUCUGUUUGUUUGUGUUUAUAGUUAUUUGUAUUCUGAUAGGUUUACUUUAACAAGUAAUUUUACGACAACAAUGCUAUAAUAAUCGAAAUCUAAAAUUAAUUACAGAUACGACAAUAAAUAAUACUAUUAUUAUAAUAUGGCUUUCCAAAGAACAGGGCAUAUACAAUUACAGAUGUUAUUAAAAGUAUUUAAUUAAAAUCCCUACGUUAGUUUUUGUCUUAUUUAUCAAUGAUUUAGUCUAGGAAUAUUGUACAGUUUAUUAAUUUAGUGUCUUACAUUAUUUUUAUGUAUUUAACUAUAUAAUAACUCCGGCUGUGUUCAUUUCGUCUUAAUGCAAUUCGUGUCCCGCCUCUACGAAUUCACUGGCACUAGAACACAAUCUCGAUUCAUAGGGUAAUAAGUAGGUAAUAUUUUGAUCUACUUACGUGGACCAAGUUUCUAGUGAAAUUUAUUGUGAUUCAUAAGUUAGACGGUAUUAAUAGAUGAUAUUUUUACCUAUUUUCGGUAAUAAAAAUUAGAUAUGAAAGAACAAUAAAAUACACUCCAUUAUGAAGGAACUUUUUGUUCUGGCGUAUUAAACAAAGCUGUUUUUUUUUACUCUAUGUUGUUCUGUAAUUAUUGUGGAUUUAUUUUUCAGCGAGUAGCAUUUUCGAUGUUUGUUAGUAAAUUUUUUUUUUUGAGAUAUAAGACUCAUCUGGACACAGUCGUGUUUCGUUCCCGUCAGUUCAGUAAAUAUGCUAUAAUGACUUGUUGUUGGCACCUACGUUAAUAUUGUUUUGUCUCUUUGUCGUCAAAUUAAAGAUUGAGCCUGAAGCUCGUUUCAUUCGACAUCAACACAGUCGUUUACAGAACUGAUGGGCACGUUCCGACGAUGGUGUGUAGCUGGGUCUGUAAGGUAUGUUUUAAUAUUGGUAAGUAGUUUUUAAUUUAAUAUAAUCAAUGAUAUUUUGCUCCAGUUUCUUGAAUGGAGGUAAGUACGAAUGCCUGUACUGGUAAUAUAUGAUAUUUAAAAAAAUA
Messenger RNA from Galleria mellonella (greater wax moth), 3627 nucleotides. It is a transcript of the gene Cyca, whose product is annotated as cyclin-A2. Gene Ontology annotation, cellular component: cytoplasm; cyclin A2-CDK2 complex; nucleus. Gene Ontology annotation, biological process: mitotic cell cycle phase transition; regulation of cyclin-dependent protein serine/threonine kinase activity. Gene Ontology annotation, molecular function: cyclin-dependent protein serine/threonine kinase regulator activity. The transcript is spliced from 8 exons. The record is from RefSeq and is a predicted model, not a curated record. Lineage: Eukaryota; Metazoa; Arthropoda; Insecta; Lepidoptera; Pyralidae. Bases 258 to 1820 code for a protein of 520 amino acids.